UCGACCGUCAGAUAAUUUAUUGCCUUUCAUGUCUUUACUUCUUUGGCUAUAUUUUCUUUUGUUAAUUUCUCAACUACAUUCGUAAUCGCUAGGUCUAUAACUUGUGCAUUCUGAAUAUUUUGAUGUCAAAAAAAUUAUUGCUAGAUCUGAUCUAUACCUACAUUUCUUUUUCAUUAUUUUAGAAAGCAAUUGUAAGAUUUUUUCCUUGGAUUUUACUGACAUCACUUGUUCUUUUGUUAAUGUUGGUAAAGUCAGAACCUGGCUGAUGUCAUUGGAAGAAGUCUUCUAUUUCUUUACGUAAUAUAUCUAUACCUAUGUCCAGACUAAACAUCAGAAAGUUGUUUAUUGUAGCCGUCACCUCAACACUAGGGUCUGUUAUUCUUAAUCUAACAAUUAGUACAAUGAAUAGUAACGUGAACAUUGGCCUGUUUCAAACAAAAGAUGUCAGAGAAAACACAGUUCUUUAUGAUCAAGAACAGAAUAAUUCAGAAUAUAUAAACCAUGAAAACAUUCUUGAUGAGUUUAUAAACCACCAAAUAAACAAAUCCAAGAAGAUGGGCCACAGUGAAACCGAUUUGGUAAUAGCAGAAGAUUCAACAUUUCUUAAAGGAAAGACUUUGACAGUGUUAGAUUCCAUGCGGGACGUAAAUGGUAGUGACACAGCUGUGACUAACACUCUACAAGACAGCUUUAGUCAAGACUUUACAACGAAAUCAAGGAAUGAUUUGGCAGACUUACCAAAGGAUAAGUCUCAUAUAACAACGAUAAGUGAGCCAUUACAAGAACAAAGCAACGAACAGUUGGAGGCAUUCAAUGUAUCUUUGAAACACACAGAUGAUCCAAGAGAUGGAGAAACGGAGCAGAUCUAUCUUCAGUUACAACAAAGAGAACAGUUAGAAUCAGAAGAUACGCAGUUACAUCAAAGAGAACAGUUAGAAUCAGAAGAUACGCAGUUACAUCAAAGAGAACAGUUAGAAUCAGAAGAUACGCAGUUACAUCAGAGAGAAAAGUUAGAAUCAGAAAAUACGCAGUUACAUCAGAGAGAACAGUUAGAAUCAGAAGAUACACAGUUACAUCAGAGAGAACAGUUAGAAUCAGAAGAUACGCAGUUACAUCAGAGAGAACAGUUAGAAUCAGAAGAUACGCAGUUACAUCAGAGAGCACAGUUAGAAUCAGAAGAUACGCAGUUACAUCAAAGAGAACAGUUAGAAUCAGAAGAUACGCAGUUACAUCAGAGAGAAGAGUUAGAAUCAGAAAAUACGCAGUUACAUCAGAGAGAAGAAUUAGAAUCAGAAGAUACGCAGUUACAUCAGAGAGAAGAGUUAGAAUCAGAAAAUACGCAGUUACAUCAAAGAGAACAGUUAGAAUCAGAAAAUACGCAGUUACAUCAGAGAGAAGAAUUAGAAUCAGAAGAUACGCAGUUACAUCAGAGAGAAGAGUUAGAAUCAGAAAAUACGCAGUUACAUCAAAGAGAAGAAUUAGAAUCAGAAGAUAAGCAGAUACAACAAAGAGAAGAGUUAGAAUCAGAUAACGACCAAAUAGAACAAAACCCACAACAGGUAGAACAAAUGGUAGAUGAAGAAAUUGAGGGAGUAGCUGAUUACUUGACAUCCAACAACUUAAGUGAUACUUCUCUGGAGAAUGUGAUGAAAACAGCACCUGGACCUGUAGGCGUCUCCCUAACUACAACCCCAACCUUAAACUAUUGUCCAGACAAAUCUUCCCAUCUCAUCGGCCAUCUUGCAGGAUUGCUACGGGAAACCACGAGAGAAGAACUAAUCGAUUACUUCCCGGAAAUGGACAACGGUGGACGAUUACGCCCCACAGAUUGCGCAGCGAGACAGAGACUGGCAGUCAUAUUUCCUUAUCGAAAUCGAUACCAACAUCUACAUGUAGUCCUCCAUAACUUGCUCCCGAUUUUAAAGCGCCAGCAGGUCGACGUCACAUUUUUCGUCAUCGAGCAGUCAGCACUCUCAACGUUUAACAGAGGAGCACUUCAGAAUAUUGGGUUUUUGGAGGCUCAGAAACUGAGUUCUUUUGAUUGCUACAUUUUCCACGAUGUGGACCUGAUCCCGCUGAAUGACAACAACUUAUACAGAUGUGAAUCUAAUCCCAGGCACUUCGCAGUGGCAUUGAAUAAAUUUAAUUACAGACUGCUUCACAGCAACUACUUUGGUGGUGUGGUUGGAUUCUCCAGAGAACAGUAUCUCAAAGUCAACGGAAACUCUAAUCUCUAUUUUGGCUGGGGAGGAGAAGACGACGACCUGCGAAUCAGAUUAUAUAAUAAGCACUUCAAAUUACUAAGGUAUUCUCCAGACAUAGCUCGCUAUCACAUGAUCAAACAUACCAGAGACAUAGGAAAUGAGCUCAACCCUUUGAGGUACAGUCUUUUGAAGAAUGCUGCCGCUAGACAAGACAUUGAAGGUCUAAACACUGUCAAAUACAGAAUAGUAAACAUAACAUUUGAUCGCCUAUACACUUGGAUCACUGUGGAGAUAAACACUAGCGAAAUACUCAAGACCACUCCCGCCUUAACACAGAAAGACAUUGACCAGGACUCGAGGAAAUGGAGAAAACGAAAGCCUCCCAGCCAGAAGAUUCCGUUAGAGCAGAUUUCUAAAAGCUAGAGAGAAAGACGGGUAGAAUCACGUUGGAGGAGAUGGAAUUAAGACAAUCGUGGAGCUAAAAUUAGGACGCCAUUAUUAAAGUCUGAAUAUAAGUACGCAUAUAAUACUCUUACAUUGCUAUAUGAAAAUAAAAAAUGUUUUUAAAAAGACAUUUAAUGUUUUUUUUGGUUACUGCCAAAUUAUUUCAUUCAUGGUUGCAAGAUGUAGCAUACGAUGGAGUGGAAAGAAAACACACUCACGCCACCCGCACAGCAUUACUCGAUUCUAUAUUACGUUCUGUUGUGAAAUGUUCCUUUUUUAAUAUAGUUGUGCAAUAUGGAGCGACUGUCUUUACAACAUACAUGUCUUGUGCUGUCUGAGUAGAUGUGUCUCUCGAUGUGUCUCUCCAUGUGUCUCUCGAUGUGUCUCUCGAUGUAUCGUACAAACAAAAAGAAGUCUUAUAUCAAGUCUUCGGCUUUGUUCGGUAUAAGUCUUAUUACUUACAUACUUUUUCAAAACCUUCCUUCUUUCUUUGGGCAUUUACUUUUUUUUGUGGUCAAUUGUAAAGAGGAAAAGAAAGAGAAAGAGAGAGAAAGAAAGAGAGAGAGAGAUAGAGAGAGAGAGAGAUUAGAUGAAGAAAAUAAUGAGUGACGCGAAACUGCAUUUGAUAUCUGCAAAUGU
Messenger RNA from Biomphalaria glabrata, 3287 nucleotides. RefSeq lists its product as uncharacterized. The record is from RefSeq and is a predicted model, not a curated record. Lineage: Eukaryota; Metazoa; Mollusca; Gastropoda; Planorbidae. The coding region runs from base 315 to 2627 and encodes 770 amino acids. Gene Ontology annotation, molecular function: glycosyltransferase activity. The transcript has 9 exons. Gene Ontology annotation, biological process: carbohydrate metabolic process.